Molecule: messenger RNA, 3258 nt
Organism: Drosophila ficusphila
Lineage: Eukaryota; Metazoa; Arthropoda; Insecta; Diptera; Drosophilidae
Exons: 6
Coding region: 444-2921 (825 amino acids)
Source: RefSeq, a predicted model, not a curated record
AUCGGACCAAGUUUCAGUUGCGAACAAACCGUCAGCGAGUGAGCAACAAGUUGGGCGUGCCGAAAUUGUUUAUAAUUAAUUUUCUCUUCAGUCGAGACUCGCAGCGGAUUUUUUUUUUUGUUGUAUUUUUUUGUUGUUCUUUUUUUUCUUAUUGUUUUAUUCUAAAAUAUUUCUGCGGAUGACGAAGAGCCGCAUUAAUAUGUGUUUAAGUGCGGCCCCUAAGAUCGCAGCCGAGAAAAAAACGGGGCAGUAAAUGGAUAUAUAGUGCGGAGUGCCCUAAACCGUAUUUUAAUUGCACUUAUAAUUGAGCACCAUACAUUGCCAAAACGAAAACGAAAUUGUAAUACAAUAAAACAAGCAAAACCAAAAAAAAAAAAAAAGCAAAAAAACAAAAGAGAGUGAAGAAAAGUGAACGAGAUCCGAGAUCCAAGCGCACAAGCACAAUGAAUUCGGAAUGGAUAACUUUGACCCUUCUCAUUGUCGGCAGUUUGAUAUCGGAUCAAGCUGUAGUCGCAUCACCGCAGCGCUACGAUCGCCUGCCUAUCCGGGGUCAUUCGCAAAUUAGUGGGGGCCAGGACCACGCCCCCCGCGAAGAUCGGGAGGACCUAUGCAGCCACUGCUUCUGCUCGCAAUCGAAGGCCACCUGCGACUUCAAGCAAAACAAAACGCUGUCGACAGUAUUCAACGAUAAAUACACGGUGCCGCUGAACAUCAAGAAUAUUGAGGUGCGAUUGAUGGCUGGCACCAAAUUUGUGAUGCAGGAGAACUUCUUUUCCAAGGGAAAUCAAGUGAACAACUUUGGCGUUAUCGGAGUGAAUAGCAACGAUCAGGUGGAGAUCACAAGCAAUGCAUUUCUACACAACAAAGGUGGCCUCCCCAGCAUCGACAUUAGAAACAUGUCCACGGUUUUCCUUCGCGAGAAAUUCCUGACAGGUGCGGAUUACAAAUUGCUGGUGGAGGACGUGGAUCAACUGACGGUGUUCCCCAACGCCUUUCAAAUGAACAAACUGGUUUGCUCUCUCAAGAGGAUAAAGAACUUGGAUCUGAUGAAGAACGCCUUUAAUCCCGAGGGUGCCACAUAUCGCAUAAACCUCCGCGUGGAGGACUCGACGUUCAAGGAACUAAACAGCUUUGGGGUUUCCAUGGGCAAGGUGAUGUUCCUGCGCUGCAGCAUCCAGUACAUAACGAGCCACACCUUCGACGUGACCAGCAUCCGAGAGCUGGUGAUCGAGGACUGCAAGAUCCUGGUGAUCGAGUCCCAGGCGCUGACCAACAAACUCCACAGCGAUUCGGUUGCCAUUCGAGACACAGUGAUUGGAACGAUUGAGGGUCAGGCGAUCAGCCAGAGCGGCAUAACCACCAUGACUCUGGAUGGCAACAAAAUCGCCACCAUCCGUUCGAAUGGCAUUCAGAUCGCCGCCGUGGAUUUGUGCAUUCGCAACAACUCAAUUGGCCGCGUGGAACCAAAUUGGCUGAGUGUUAGCCAGGCGGACCAUGUCGAGAUCGAGAACAACAGCUUCGAGGACUACGGCCAGUGUGAACUGAAUAUUGGUUCCGCCAAUUGCAGUUUCCGUAACAAUUACCUGCACAAUCCGCUGGCGGGUAGCCUAAACUUCACGUGUCGCGUUCACCAAGUGCGCGUUGGUCGCGAAUGUUCGUGCCAGAAAUCCUGGCUAACUUCACUCACCGAUCACGAUCUCGAAUCGGAGGUGAUGUGCCGGGUGGCGGAGGAUCACCGAGGCUGCUUAAAUGCCACCAGCACGGAUGUGCGACGGUUUGUGAACGAGGCAUGUGGCACGAAUGCCACACGCCAUUGCAUCGCCGGUCAGUGGGUAACCCGGCUGGCCAGCGAUCAGCUGAGCGGUACGGGCAAAUAUCCCAUCACCGAGAUAGCUUUGAUGAUUGCGGUGGGCACCGUCGGGCUGGUCAUCAUCUUUGGCUUGUUGGUCAAGUGCCUGCGAAGUGGCGGCACCGCCGGCGCCAAAAGCCAAACCGACAAAUGCCAAAUGUCGGAUGAGAUGCGCGAUCAGUUGCGUUCGCUGGCCAUGGAACUCGCCGAAGGAGAUGCCACCCGAAAGGGUGUCCUCAAGCUGAUCAAUGGAUCACCGAGUCAGCGGGAGUGCUACAAUAAGACCUUAUGCGUUCUGGGCAACAUGCAGCACAAGUCAUCGAGGAUCGAGGCUCUGCUGCUCCAGCACAUUUCCCAGUGCAACGGGAGCACCCGUCCCGUUGGCGAGAUGUACGGCGGUGGUCCGAAUCCCGUACCGCUGCCCAGUGCCCCAAGUCCGAGUCCCAGUUCGCAUGGCGGAAACGAGGAGGAGCCCAUCUACCAGGAGCCCGAUCAGCAGCUGCUCAUCUGCGGCGAGUACUCGUCGCCGGCGCACACGGAGGAGUACACGUACUCGGAGCCGAUAAAUGCCAUGAAUGCGAACGAUAUGCCGCCAGCUUAUCAAUAUGCCACGCCCAUGCGGAUCCUCUCGCCCACGCAGCAACAACAACAACAGCAAAGGCAACAGACGCAACAGGCGAGUGUGGCGAAUUAUGCCACGCCCGUUUGGCGAUCGACACCGAGUGCCACGCCCACCAGCCGACCGCCGUCGGGGUCACAGGGGUCAACGACGGCGCCGCGAGCGGUGAAGGAUCUGCGACAGGCGCUGCAGAACUCGCCGCAAUUCCAUCCCGAUCAGCUGACCUCGGCGCGCAACCAAAGACAGGUGCUGCAGGUUCAGCCGCCGCCGUAUGCCACCCAGGGUCACAAUAGGAGCGCACAGGUCAAAGGUCAGCGGAGGCGGAGCUUCGAGUGCCUCGACGGGGCCGCCAGUUUGGCGGCCAUGGAGCACAUGGACUCCGGAUCGGAUCACUCCGGCGGCAGCGAUGUGACCGUCCAAAUUGCCGAUGUGAUCGACUAUGCGGACGCCUAAAAGUAUGCAGAACUCCCAUUAUAUAGUCCUAUAUAUGUAUAUAUCCGCAUAUAUAUAUAUCUGCCACAAUUGUCACACCUGCCACCCACAACAAAUGAAGAAGGAGAAGAAAAAAAAGAGGAAAACACCGGCCAGCAGCAGCGCCAAAAAAACUAAUAUAAAAAAAAGAAAACACUUUGUGAUAUUCAUACAGUUUCCCUGGAUCUGCGAAGAAUGGAGAAGAGAUAUAUCUAGAGAGAACCGAUCGAGAAGAACGGGCUCAAUGGCCAACAUAAAAUAAGCUAGGUUAAGUGAAUUUAAACUAAAUAAAACUUAUUGCAGAAAACGCGCGACUGAA